CCCCAUUUCCCCUCCAGGCCGCUCAGUUUCCCGGACUCUCCCCUCUCGGGCUCCGCGUUCCGGGCGCCCUCCGGCAGCUUCUCCGGCAGGGGGGGCACAGAGAGGGCCCCGAGGGGGGCGGAGCCACAUCCCGGGAAUUCUGGGAAUUCCGGGAAUUCCGGACACGCCGAGGCCGCCGGGACCGGACACGAGGGAGGCGCUGAGAGGCUCAAGGAGCCGCUGUGGCACCUCCCGGCCCCGGCGCGGAUCCCGGGGAAGCGCCCGGGGCGCCCCGAGCCCGGCCCCAGGGAGCCCCCGCAGCAGCGCCCGGCCAAGGAUCCUCCCCCCCCGCGCCGCUCGCCGCCGUCCAGCUCGGCCUCCAGCGACCCCGACGAGAGCCCCCGAGCCCCCAGAACGCCCCAAAAUCCCCAAAAUUCCCCAAAUCCCCCGAACCCCCCGAACCCCCAAAAUCCCCCAAAUCCCCAAAACCCCCAAAAUCCCCCAAAUCCCGCCCGGAAUUCCCGAAAUUCCCAAAAAUCCCCCAAGGAGCCCAUGGCGACGGCGCCCCCUGCUGGACGCAAGGCCGGGAGUGACAGGGCGGCUCCGAGCGCGGCCCCGAAAAUCCCCGGGAGAGGCCGAGAGGGGAACGGCGAGCUCGGCAGGCAGGUGAACGUGUUCGGGCAGCCGCGGCUCCGGGCGUCGCUGCGGGAUCUCCGCUCCCCCCGGCGCGUCCCCAAAUCCUCCAUCGAGGACGACCUCAAACGCCUCAUCCUGAUGGACAACUCCUGCCCCGAGCCCGAGCCCGCCCCGCCUCUCCACCGGACGCUGUCUGACGAGAGCCUCUGCGGGGGGCGGCGCCGCAGCCCCCACAACUCCCAAAAUUCCCAAAAUUCCCAAAAUUCCCCAAAUUCCCAAAACUCCCAAAACGCCCAAAGUGCCCCAAAUUGCCCAAAUUUGGUGAAUUUUGGGGAUUUUGGGAGCCGGGCGGAGGCGCUGCCGGGGAGCAGCCGCAACACGCUGCCCGCCAGGAGGGGCCCGGCGGCGCGGCUGGAGCCGGGGGCUGAUGCCGCUGCCCGACGCCGCCCGCGCUCGAGUGGGCGACGCUCGUCAGCGCCGCCAAGGCCUACGAAGUGCAGCGCGCCGUGUCGCUGUUCUCGCUGAGCGACCCCGCCCUGAGCCCGGAGCCGCCCCCCGCCCCUCCCCCACCCCCGCGCGCCGCGCCCCUCCCCCCGCUCAGCCCCUCCCCGGCCCCCCUGGAUCUGCCAGGAAAGGUUUCCCAGCUGGAGGCGAUGCUGAAGCAGCUCCACAGCGACCUGGAGAAGGAGAAGCAGGACAAGGUGUUCCUGCAGGCCGAGGUGGCCAACCUGCGGCAGAACAACCGGCGCCUGCAGCAGGAGUCGAGCUCGGCCGCGCGGCAGCUGCGGCGCUUCGCCCGCAUCUUCUCGGGGGCGGCGGAGCACCACGAGCCCUGAGGAGAUCCAACGGGAUGGAUCCCAUCAGGAACUUCUCCAGAGCUUCUGAGCACCACGAGCCCUGAGGAGAUCCAACGGGAUGGAUCCCAUCAGGAACUUCUCCAGAACUUCUGAGCACCACGAGCCCUGAGGAGAUCCACUGGGACUUAGUGGGAUCUACUGGGAUGGAUCCCAUCAGGAACUUCUCCAGAGCUUCUGAGCACCACGAGCCCUGAGGAGAUGCAACGGGAUGGAGAAAUCCCCUGGAAUUGUGGUGGAUCCCAUCAGGAACUUCUCCAGAACUUCUGAGCACCAGGAGAUCUGACUUGGACUUACUGGGAUGGAGAAAUCCUCUGGAAUUGUGGUGGGAUGGAUCCCAUCAGGAUGUUCUCAGGAGCUUCUGAGCACCAGGAACCCUCACUGGGAUCUACUGGGAUGGAGAAAUCCUCUGGAACUGGGAUGGAUCCCAUCAGGAACUUCUCCAGAGCUUCUGAGCACCAGGAGACCUGACUGGGACUUACUGGGACAGAGAAAUCUCCUGGAAUUGUGGUGGAUCCCAUCAGGAUCUUCUCAGGAGCUUUGGAGUACCAGGAACCAUGACUGGAACCCACUGGGACAUAGAAAUCCUCUGGAAUUGUGGAACCCAUCAGGAUGUUCUCCAGAACUUCUGAGCACCAGGAACCCUCUCUGGGAUCUACUGGGACUUACUGGGAUGGAGAAAUUUUCUGGAAUUGUGGUGGAUCCCAUCAGGAUCUUCUCGGGAGCUUCUGAGCACCAGGAGCUCAAACUGGGAUCCACUGGGACAGAGAAAUCUCCUGGAAUUGUGGUGGAUCCCAUCAGGAUCUUCUCAGGAGCUUCUGAGCACCACGAACCCUGAGGAGAUCCAACUGGGACUUACUGGGAUCUACUGGGAUGGAGAAGUUCUCUGGAACUGGGAUGGAUCCAUCAGGAUCUUCUCCAGAACUUCUGAGCACCAGGAACCGUGACUGGGAUCUACUGGGACUUACUGGGACAAAGAAAUCCUCUGGAAUUGUGGUGGAUCCCAUCAGGAACUUCUCGGGAGCUGCUGAGCACGAGGAACCACGAGAGGAUCCAACUGGGACUCAAUGGGACGAAGAAAUCCACUGGAACUGGGAUGGAUCCCAUCAGGAUCUUCUCCAGAGCUUCUGAGCACCACGAAUCCUGAGGAGAUCCACUGGGAUCUACUGGGACAGAUAAAUCCUCUGGAAUGGUGGUGGAUCCCAUCAGGAACUUCUCAGGAGCUUCUGAGCACCACGAACCGUGAUGGGAUCUACUGGGACUCAAUGGGAUCCAACUGGGACCUACUGGGAUAGAGAAAUCCUCUGGAAUUGUGGUGGAUCCCAUCAGGAUGUUCUCCAGAGCUUCUGAGCACCAUGAACCGUGACUGAGAUCUACUGGGACUUACUAGGAUGGAUCCCAUCAGGAUCUUCUCAGGAGCUUUGGAGCACCAGGAGACCCCAUUGGGAUCCACUGGGACCUACUGGGACGGAGAAAUCCUCUGGAACUGGGAUGGAUCCCAUCAGGAACUUCUCCAGAGCUUCUGAGCACCACAAACCCUGAGGAGAUCCACUGGGAUGGAGAAGUCCAUUGGAACUGGGAUGGAUCCCAUCAGGAACUUCUCAGGAGCUUUGGAGCACCAGCAGACUCCACCGGGAUCCAGAAUUUUCUUCCUGGGACGGAAAAAUCAGAUCUGAGACCUCCCCUGCAGAGCCAGAACAUUCCAGAAGGAUCCAGAACCUUCCAGAAGGAUCCAGAACCUUCCAUGGAAUUCCAGAACCUUCCAUACGGGACCAAGACCCUUCCUGAGGAUCCAGAACGUUCCAAGGAUCUCCAGAACCUUCCAGAAGCUUCCACAGGGAACCGAGAUGCUUCCUGUGGGUCCAGAACAUUCCAUGGGGAUCCAAGAUCUUCCUGGUGGGAUCCAGAACAUUCCUGAGGGACACAAGAACAUCCCUGUGCUUCCAGAACCUUCCAUGGAAUUCCAGAACCUUCCAAAAGGGACCAAGAUUCUUCCUGAGGAUCCAGAACCUUCCAUGGAAUUCCAGAACCUUCCAUAUGGGACCAAGACCCUUCCUGAGGAUCCAGAACAUUCCAAGGAUCUCCAGAACGUUCUCCAUGGAUCCAAAACAUUCCGUGGAAUUCCAGAACCUUCCACGCGGGCCCAGGAAUUCCAAAACUCUUCCAGAACUUUCUGCGCUGAUCCAGAACCUCCCCAGUGGGUCCCGGACUCCUCCUACAGGUCCAGAACUUUCCACGGGGUUCCAGAACCUUCCGUGCAGGACUCGGAACAUUCCAGAAGCUUCCACAGCGAUCCGAGGACCUCCCUAGGGAUCCAGAACUUUCCAGAACUUUUCAUGGAAUUCCAGAACUUCCAGAACCUUCCAUGGGAUUCCAGAAAUCCCAGAACUUCCCAUGGGAUUCCAGAACUUCCAGAACAUUCUGCGGAAUUUCAGAAUUUCCAGAACGUUCCACAGAAUUCCAGAACUUCCAGGUGCUUCCACGGGGAUCCAGAACAUUCCACGGAAUUCCAGAACUUUCCAUGGGAUUCCAAAAAUCCCAGAACUUUUAAUGGAAUUCCAGAACUUCCCACGGAAUUCAAAACUUCCGGAACUUCUGGGGGAUCCAAAACUUUCCAGAACUUACCGUGGAAUUCCAGAACUUUCCAGACAUUUCCAGACGCUUCCAGAGGGAUCCAGAAAUUCCAGAACUUUCCCCGGAAUUAAAAACUUCCAGAACUUUCCGGGGGGAUCCAAAACCUUAUAGAACUUACCAUGGAAUUUCAGAACUUUCCAUGGAAUUCCAGAACUUUCCGGACAUUUCCAGGUGCUUCCAGAGGGAUCCAGAAAUUCCAGAACUUCCCACGGAAUUCCGGAACUUUCCACGGAAUUCCAGAACCUUCCAGAGGGUCCCAGGCCCCUCCCCCCCCCGGGAAAGGGGGAGGGGCCUCUCCAAAGGCAAUAAGAGCCCCUCCCCCCUCGUUAGGGGAGGGCUCCAAUCUUUAAUUAAUAAUAAUAAUAAUUAAUGAGGAUGAA
Passer domesticus (house sparrow) is the source of this 4483-nucleotide messenger RNA. RefSeq names its product signal-induced proliferation-associated 1-like protein 3. The record is from RefSeq and is a predicted model, not a curated record. Lineage: Eukaryota; Metazoa; Chordata; Aves; Passeriformes; Passeridae. The transcript is spliced from 11 exons. The coding region runs from base 532 to 1140 and encodes 202 amino acids.